Molecule: messenger RNA, 675 nt
Organism: Closterium sp. Naga37s-1
Lineage: Eukaryota; Viridiplantae; Streptophyta; Zygnematophyceae; Desmidiales; Closteriaceae
Source: the annotation of a GenBank genome assembly
AUGCGGAUUGCGGGUCGACUGCUAACGCCCCCACCCUCCUGUGCCACCAUUGUGUGUCCGGCCAACUCCACCUGCAAUGCCACUGCCGACCCGCCCUGCAUCUGCAAUAAGGGGCUCAGCAUGACAGACGGCCAGUGCGUUGGUGAGCCUCCUCCUUCUCACCCUCGUCCUUUUCAACCUCUCACUUUGUUACAUCUUCCUUCUCACCCUCUUCCUUCUCACCCUCUUCCUUCUCACCCUCUUCCUUCUCACCCUCUUGCUUCUCUCCUUGUUUCUUCACGUACUCUUCCUUCUCCCCCUCUUCGUUCUCUCCCUCUGCUCUCCUUCUUCUUUCUCCCCCUCUUCUUUGUUUCCCUCUUUCUUUUCUCCCCCUUCCUUCUCAACCUCUUGCCUCUCACAAUUGCCUCAUUCUUGUUACCUUCUUGCCUCUUACUCCCACUUCUCGCCCUCUUGCUUCUCAUCCCCUCGACUCUUACCCUUGCUUCUCGCCCUCUUGCUUCUCAUCCUUUCGCCUCUCAUUCUUGCUUCUCGCCCUCUUGCUUCUCACCUUGUUUCUUCUCACCCUCUUCCUUCUCCCCCUCUUCGUUCUCUCCCUCUUCUCUCCUUCUUCUUUCUUCCCCUCUUCUUUCUCUCCCCCUUCCUUCUCUACUUCCCGCCCCUCACUCCUCCUUCUAA